This is a messenger RNA of Solea solea (common sole), 4475 nucleotides long. RefSeq names its product mitochondrial import inner membrane translocase subunit tim16-like. NCBI's taxonomy places the organism in Eukaryota, Metazoa, Chordata, Actinopteri, Pleuronectiformes, Soleidae. The transcript has 28 exons. The record is from RefSeq and is a predicted model, not a curated record. The coding region runs from base 102 to 2894 and encodes 930 amino acids. Gene Ontology annotation, cellular component: TIM23 mitochondrial import inner membrane translocase complex. Gene Ontology annotation, molecular function: protein binding. Gene Ontology annotation, biological process: protein import into mitochondrial matrix.
GCGGGAUGUCACCACCCGAUUUGUUCUCCGUGUAGCAGAGAGUUAUCAACCAACUCGACAGAGACACCCGGAAGGCACGAGAGUCAGUCUGAGAGGGCAACAUGAGUCGCUUUUAUACCUCCAAAUUCAAAAACACCACUCCGAAAAUUGCCAAGAAAGAUGGCUGGAUCAACAAUGUCCGUGCUGGUUCUUUUUCCUGCCAGGGAAACCACAUCAAAGCGACCUCCAAGCUGGUGGCCUUCCACGGCGAGCAGGCUGGUGGAGGUAUGCUGGGCCUUUCUUCAGUCAAACCUGGUUCAGAUGGACAAUGGACAGUCGGCCAUAUUUCCUGCCAUUCUGAUUUAAUGACUGAUAUGGACUUUUCUCCUUUUGAUGAGAAUCUUCUGGCUACGUGCUCUGCAGAUGCAACGGUGAAGCUGUGGCGUCUGUGUGACCCAGAGCUAGAGCAGCCCAGCAGUCCGGAGUUGACCCUGCAGCCAGAUCAGGGCAGGCUGGAGCUGGUGCAGUUCCACCCCACUGCCUCGGGAUUGCUGGCCGUCGGCUCGGCUAAGUCUCCUCUGAUAUGGGACACCGGCCGCCAAGAUGCGCCUCUAGCAGCUCUGGAGCAGCACAGUGACCAACUGCAGAGUCUGAGCUGGAAACGGGACGGCGCUCUGCUGGCUUCGUCCUGCAAGGACAAGAUGUUGCGAGUGUUUGAUCCCAGAGCUCAGCUGACACCUGUUCAGAGUGCCAAAGUUCUUCAAACCAACAAGGAUUCACGCAUCCUGUGGACUAAAGACGACCUUUUGCUGACCACCAGCUUUGACAUGAUGCGAAGUCGGGAGGUGAGGCUCUGGGACAGUAGGAAGCUGAGCUCCUCCGUCGGCUCCGCUUCACUUGGCACUUCCAGUGGGAUGCUGAUCCCUCUGUUCGAUGAAGACACCGGUUUGCUCGUACUUGCUGGACUGGGAGACACAUUCAUGGAUUGUUUUGAAGUCUCUUCCUCCGAGCCUUUUCUCUCCCAAGUGAGCCACUGCCUUUUAGACAACUCGACCCGAGGGGCUGCCGCGGUUCCCAAACUGGCGUUGGACGUAAUGUCUUGUGAAGUGAUGCGUGUGCUGCAGCUGACGGACAGCGCCAUUGUUCCAAUCAGCUAUCAAGUCCCUCGUAAGAAUUCAGGCCACGAGUUUCAGGACGACCUUUACCAAGACACGGUGGGCACGACUCCGGCCAUGUCUGCUGAUGAGUGGUGGCAGGGAGGGAACAAGCAGGUGGAGAAAGUCAGCCUCCAGCCUGACAAGCAGCCCAAACUAAAGGCCCCCGCCGCGAGACAUAUGCCUGCAAAGGUGGAGGCGGCCAAUGGGAGGAGCAAAGGGGAUCCAGCUCGUGGCUGCUCCACCUCUAGUAGUCCUCUCAGUUCUCCCAGCAGCAGCGCUGCCCAAUCCGGCUCUCCCUCCUCCACCUCUGGCCUCUCCUCAGGCUUCCUCCCCAGUCCCAGUCCCAGCCAGAGCACCAAGGCCAUCCAGAGCAUGUUAGGGAAAUCCUCCAAGUUCCGUCACAUCCAGGGCGCACUUAUGCAUCGGGACACGCACAUUACCAACAUACGCAACCUGAACCUGACCACACCGGGCGAGUGUGACGGCUUCUGUGUCAACAGUCAACGUGUGGCUGUACCCCUCGCCAUCUCAGGGGGCCAGAUUGCCGUCCUUGAGCGCUCUCAGCCUGGCAGGGUACCAGAAACAGCGAUGCCCACCAUCCAGAACUCUGUCAAUGUGGUUGACUUGUCAUGGGACCCAUUUGACACACACCGGCUUGCUGUGGCUGGUGAUGAUGCUAAGAUCCGGGUGUGGCAGGUUCCAAACGGAGGUCUGAGAGAAACCUUGACUGAGCCUGAGCUCAUCAUGCAAGGCCACACAGAGAAGAUUUACUCAAUCAAGUUUCACCCUUUGGCCAGUGGACUCCUGGUGUCGUCAUCGUAUGACCUCACAGUCCGACUGUGGAGCCUGGAGAGCGGAGAGCAGGUCAAACUCCUCACUGGACACAAGGACCAGAUUUUCAGUAUGGCAUGGAGCCCGGACGGGAAGCUCUUGGCCACCGUGUGCAAAGACGGUAAAAUUCGUAUCUAUGACCCUCGCAAGUCCACUGCCCCUGUGCAGGAAGGCUCCGGCCCUGAGGGCCACAGAGGAGCUCGCAUACUGUGGGUGUGUGAGGGCAAGUACCUGCUGGUGUCUGGAUUUGACGGUCACAGUCAGAGACAACUGUACCUGCAUCCUGCAGACUCUCUGUCCUCCCGAGCCUUAGCCAUUGUGGAUGCUGGCAUCUCUCCGUCCACACUCAUCCCCUUCUAUGACCCUGACACCAGUGUGGCUAUUCUCACUGGAAAAGGUGACACCCGAGUGCACAUUUACGAGGUCGUCCCCGAGGAUCCAUACUUUAUUGAGUGCAGCAGUUAUAACUCUCCUGAGCUACACAAGGGCUUGGCCUUUCUCCCCAAGACGGAGUGCAAUGUGCGUGAUGUGGAGAUAGCAGUCGGGCUAAUGCUCACUAAGGCAUCCAUAGAGCCUGUGGCCUUCAGGGUGCCACGCGUCAAGAAAGAGUUUUUCCAGGAUGACUUGUACACAGACACAGCAGAGUGGUGGAAACCAGCUCUGACCGCCUCUGCCUGGCUGUCCGGCUCCAACGGCCAGCACAAGAAGAUCAGCCUGAAGCCCAAAGACAUGACUCCACUGAGUGAAGCCCCCAAAGAGGCUCCAGUCAGGAAAUACCUUCCCUCGUCUGUUUACCUGGAGGAGAAGACUGACGAGCAAAAGAAAGAGGAGCUGCUCAGUGCCAUGGUGGCCAAGUUGGGGAACAUGGACGACCCACUGCCACAGGAGUCCUUUGAGGGGGUCGAUGAGGACGAGUGGGACGACUAAAGGAGACGCUCCGCCUUUGCCUCGAACACGGUGCCAACAACAGUGUGAGGAGACCAGUCUCCAUGUUGCCAAGUGUCAGUGCCACCUCUGAUGUCCUCUUAACUAACAUCUCAGCCUACAUUUUACAGAUUAAUAAAAAAAAAAUACUGCACAGUGCGAGCAAACCCUCCGCUAAGUCGCCUACAAACACCCCGCCUGGGUGACGCAUGAAAAAAAGUCUGAAUAACAAAAAUAACACCUUCUGAAAAUGAGUACUGUAUGUGUGCAUCUGUGCAGGUGUGGGAAAUAAUAUGUCAUGAUAUCUAAGUGUUUGUUGUCUAACUGCAUGAAAGUUGAUGUGCAAACAUUAUUUAAUGUUUGAUUAGAAUUCUUAAAUAUUUCAACAAUCGUUCAGGAUAAGUUUAUUUUCCAGCUAUCACUAAAAUCCACAAUAUGAAAUGAUACAUAACAACAAUAAUAAUAAUAAUAAUAAUCAGUAACAGCUUCGUCAGUGUGAGCAGGAAAUCGUAGCAAUAACAGUUUUACUGACGACAAACAGUGUUUUUAAAACAAAUGAUGGCUAUUUUUGCCUCACUUGUGUUUAUGACAUGAUCACGUCAUAUUACAGUGCCCACUGUUAUAUCGCUGGUGUCAGAACACCUCGUGAUGUACAAACUAGCCGUGUGUGGAUAUUUGCCGCCACAGUGGACCACUCGCUCGCUGAAUGCUGAUGAAACAAUGACCCAACAGGUGACUAUUGUGUGCGUGUGAAUGACCAAAACUUCCUGUUUACACAAACUCACUCUUACUGUAACGCGUUCAAACCUUCAGCAGCAAAAAAACGAGGAUACCACAGGGUCACCAGUGCUCAUGUUUACCCAUGAACUGGAAUUUUCUUAUAACAGUCAUUCAUAUUAUGCGUUUUCCUUGUUGACAUGAAUAUGUCACUGUGCUAGUGCCAGUUAGACUUUGAUGUUUAUUGUUAUUAUGUUUAUGUGGGGGUUAAAGAUAAAGAGUAUACAUGAAUUGUCACCCAGUGAACGCCAAACCUCCUGCUCUUGGAGUUAUUAGAGGAGCCUUUGUAUACUUUAGAUGAUUUAUUUUCUCUUAUUCCUUUCAUCAAAUCUUGCUCUUUGCUGUGUUUCAGACUGUUUGGGAUACAAUCCUCGCUAAAUGAGCUAAUUUUUUUCUCUUCUUGUCUUAUUAACUAGUAUUAAGUAUUUGUGGUGGUCACUAGACGAUAACAGAGUAGUGUUGAAAAAUAACAGCCAUUGUUUUUUUUCCUCUGAUCAGAGCAAUAUCACCAAUAAUCCAGGCUUGAACCAGCCGCGUUUCUUUACAACAGACAGUUCAGCCACUAUCGUGCACAUCCACAAGCUGCAGGUGUCAUCAGUGCAUGUGCAGUGCAAACUGUAUAUGCUUGGGAUUUCUUUAACAAAAUGAUAACGUUUUCACUGGAUUAACUUGCCUUCCAUUGUGUUAAAAAAACUUCCUUUUUAUACAUCGAGUUUGGAAUGUUGUUUUUGUAUCAGGUAAAUGAUGGAUUAUGGGUCUUUUUUUUUUAAGAUAUUGUCUUUCAAUAAACACAUUUUGGACCAAUUA